CCUGGGGAUCGGAUGUGUCUUUGAGGGCGCUUCCACACUUGGGAGUGAACGUUGUUUCCUUUAAUUCCAGUGAUUUUCUAAAUGAAUACGAGAAAGGAAGGACUCCCAACCCUGACAUCGUCUGCAACAAGCACAUCAAGUUCAAGUGCUUUUUCAAUUACGCGGUGGAUAACCUUGGAGCAGACGCAAUUGCCACGGGUCACUACGCGCGGACGUCCCUGGAAGAUGAGGAGGUCUUCCAGCAGAAGCACGUUAAGAGGCCAGAGGGGCUUUUCAGAAACCGAUUUGAAGUUAGAAAUGCGGUAAAGCUUCUGCAGGCAGCUGACAGCUGUAAAGACCAGACCUUCUUUCUCAGCCAGGUUCCCCAGGAGGCCCUGAGGCGAACCCUCUUCCCCCUGGGGGGGCUCACGAAGGAUUUUGUAAAGAAAAUAGCUGCUGAGAACAGACUGCACCAUGUGCUGCAGAAGAAGGAGAGCAUGGGCAUCUGCUUCGUGGGCAAAAGGAAUUUUGAAAAGUUCAUCCUCCAGUACUUACAGCCGCGGCCCGGGCAGUUCAUUUCCAUCGAAGAUGGCACCGUGCUGGGGACACACAGAGGUUGGUUCCUGUACACGUUAGGCCAGAGGGCCAAGAUCGGCGGCCUGCGCGAGCCCUGGUACGUGGUGGAGAAGGACGGCGCCAAGGGCGACGUGUUUGUGGUGAGUGGCUGGCCCCGCAUGCGGUGCCGAGUCUGCGGGCAGAGCCAGGGUGAGGCUGAUGGGCGUCCUGGCCUCCUGCACCCCUGGGCCGGCCCCGGAGCGCAGGGUGUCGUUUACGGUGUCCCUGGGCGCUCCCGGACGCUGGUCACUCGUUAGCCACAUCGGUCCCUGUAAGUAGAUGCCAUUCCUCCGAGUUAACGAGGACACGACAGGUGGUUGGGGUGAAGGCCCGUGGAGAGGAGGGGGCGUCAGGGCCUCGACGGGCUUGCACGCAGGGUCCCGCCGUCUCGCGGAGCAGUGGCAGGUUGUGGGGUCGGCUCGCAGCGCCCCUGCUGCCAAGUGUGACCGUGACCUGUAGUUCCCGCUUCUGCAAAAUGGGGUCAAAGGCUCCUGA
Myotis lucifugus (little brown bat) is the source of this 1089-nucleotide messenger RNA. RefSeq names its product tRNA 5-methylaminomethyl-2-thiouridylate methyltransferase (gene TRMU). Gene Ontology annotation, cellular component: mitochondrion. Lineage: Eukaryota; Metazoa; Chordata; Mammalia; Chiroptera; Vespertilionidae. The transcript has 6 exons. Gene Ontology annotation, molecular function: sulfurtransferase activity. The annotation marks the transcript as partial. Gene Ontology annotation, biological process: tRNA wobble position uridine thiolation. The record is from RefSeq and is a predicted model, not a curated record.